This is a messenger RNA of Pipra filicauda (Wire-tailed manakin), 929 nucleotides long. RefSeq names its product NOP protein chaperone 1 (gene NOPCHAP1). The transcript is spliced from 4 exons. The coding region runs from base 17 to 493 and encodes 158 amino acids. Gene Ontology annotation, biological process: box C/D snoRNP assembly. NCBI's taxonomy places the organism in Eukaryota, Metazoa, Chordata, Aves, Passeriformes, Pipridae. Gene Ontology annotation, molecular function: box C/D methylation guide snoRNP complex binding. The record is from RefSeq and is a predicted model, not a curated record.
CCGUGGCGGCGGGCGCAUGGCGGGGCCCGGCGGCGCGGGGGCACCGGGAGCGUCCCGGGAGCUGCUGGACGUGGGACGGCGGGCAGGGCUGGAAGACAUUUUGCUGAUUAAUUCAAAAUGUAGCAGCAAGAAGGCCACGACUUUACAGACAGUCAGGAUGCCAAGGAGCAGUGUUUUGGACCGAGUACAGAGCUUUUUACCACAGAUGGCCCAGGCAAAUGAUGAGCUCAAAAGAAAAAUGAUGACAGCACCAGCUCAUCAAUUUGAUAUUGAAAAUCUAGACAGUGCAACAGAAAAAGUUAUAGAAAUGAAUGUGGCUGUAGUUGAACUGAGUGAUUCUGAUACAGAUGAGGAGAUGCUAAGUUCAGAAGAUGACUCGGAAUCUGAAGAUGACUCUGUCAGCGAUGAAGUGACAAUAGACAACAUUAAGUUUCCUAAGCAAAAGGGAGAAAAGGGCAAAAUAGAAAUUUUGGACAGCAAAGUGAAUGAGUAAAUCCAUUUUAUUUUACUUUAAAAAAACCCAACCAAACCAACUCAUGUCUUCUCACUUUGAAGACUUGGCCCUUAAAACUAUUUUGUUUCCCAGUGUAGCAUCUCUCGUGCGAAAUGCUAUAGUUUACGUGGUGGAGAAUUCAGGAUCAACUCAUGACUGAAGGAGGCUGGGUUUCUGAAGAUUUAAGUAUGAUUUGAUUUAUCCAAAAACAUGGACAUGGACUUUGUAGUAGAUUAGACUGAGAAAGCAGCUUGAAUAAGGAUCACUUGAACAAAUUAAGUUAAAAUUCUUGUUCCGUUGCUUUGUUGAAAAGGGCUUUUUUUAUAGUAUGAUAGACAUUUUUACUUCAAGGGCAAGAAAGAGUUAACUAGGAAAAAAGCUUUGUUUUUAUAUUGUUAUGUACAAUGUCUUCCAUAUUAAACAUUAUCUUAAAGUA